Molecule: messenger RNA, 4347 nt
Organism: Entamoeba dispar SAW760
Lineage: Eukaryota; Evosea; Mastigamoebida; Endamoebidae
Product: ubiquitin specific protease, putative
Exons: 2
Coding region: 1-4347 (1448 amino acids)
Biological process (GO): protein deubiquitination
Cellular component (GO): nucleus; cytosol
Molecular function (GO): cysteine-type endopeptidase activity; cysteine-type deubiquitinase activity
Source: RefSeq, a predicted model, not a curated record
AUGGAGGAAAUUCAAGGACUAAGUGAAGAAAAAAUGCUCAGAAUUAAGAGGAUUGAAUCUAAACAAGUUUCUUUACAAGAAUUAUAUUCAUGGCUUAUGGAACCAAUAAACGUCAUUUCUACUAACGAGCUUAAGUAUUUUGACACAGUUUUAAAUACAUUUGUUGAACACCCAGAAGGAGAGAUAUUAAAAUUAAUCAAUCAUAUUUUAAAUGAAUUAUACAAAAAACCACCUACAGUGUCAUUGACAUCUGAGUUUAUGUCAAUAGCUGCUACAACAACUGACUUAUUUAUUCAAUUUGUUGGAGAAAAUAAAGGUGAAUUAACACAUGUAUUAGAUACAAUGAUUCAUGCCACUUCAAAAUUUCUCCGUGACUCAUUUAUUGAAUCAUUACAAACAUUAUUUUCUAAGGGGGUUACUGAAACUACCGUAUUUAUUGAACACUAUUUUAUAAGUAACUUUAAAAAUGCAAUUGUUCAACAAAUUGUUCCAAGUCUUCCUAACAACUCAUUAACGUUAGGAAAAGAAUAUUCUGAUAUUGCUAAAACAUUGAUAGUUAACAAUUUAUCAAAUGAAUUUAUUCCAAUGUCAUUAAUUGAUUUUUAUGGAGAGCAUUGUGAAAAUGUUGAUGAAGAAUUUAUUAGUAAAAUUAAUGAUGCAUUAUUUUCAGUUCCAUCUCCUGAACAUAUGGAGUUACCAAUUGUACAAAGUGAUUCAGUAAGAGCUGCUUUAAUGAAAUUAUUACAAAAAAUAUUUUUAAAAGAAUGUGCUGCACCGGAAUUAAUUAAAAUAUGCAUUAAUCAUAUUAAAGAUAUUGAAAUGAAACGAGUAAAUGGAGCAACAUUUAAGAAACAACCGUUUGUUGGAUUAGAAAAUUUAGGGUGUACAUGUUAUAUUAAUUCAUUAACACAACAAUUAUACAUGAAUCCAUAUUUUAGAAAUAGUAUUAUGAAUGUAAAAGCAACAGAUGAUACCCCUUAUAUUAAAAUAUAUCAAAAACUAUUUACUGAAUUACAUGAAACAAAAGUAAGAUAUAUAAAUACAGAAGAAUAUGUUUCUUCAUUAAAAGGAGAAGAUGGAAAAGAAUUAAAUCCAUAUGUUCAAAUGGAUACUCAUGAAUUUUUAUCAUCAACAUUAGAUACUAUUGAAAAAGAACUUAAAAGUAUUGAAGGACAAGAAAAUAUUAUUGACAAAUGUUUUUCAGGAACAUUGGUUAAUCAAAUUGUUUCAAAAGAAUGUGAACACAUUAGUGAACAUGAAGAAAAAACAAUUUGUGAACAAAUGAAUAUUGUUGUUUUUGGAGAAAAGAAUAAAACAAGUUUAGCUGAAAGUUUACAAUCACUUGUUAAUGGGGAUGAGUUAACUGGAGAAAAUAAAUAUUUUUGUGAAAAAUGUCAAAAAAAAGUUGAUGCCAUUAGAAGAACUUGUAUUAAAACACCACCAAAUACUUUAAUUCUUCAUUUAAAACGAUUUGAAUUUGAUUAUGAAACAUUACAAAGAAUUAAAAUUAAUGAUAGAUAUGAAUUUCCAAGAGAGUUAGAUUUAUAUCCAUAUUGUAUUGAACAUAUUAAUCAUCCAGAGAAAAAAGAUGAAAAUGGAGAAUAUAAAUUUAAAUUAGUUGGAGUUUUAGUUCAUCUUGGAACAUUAGAUAGUGGACAUUAUUAUUCUUAUAUUAAAGACCAAGAAACUGGAGAUGAAUGGUUUUCAUUUAAUGAUGAUUUAAUUGAUAAAUUUGAUAUAAACACAUUAGAAGAAUCAUGUUUUGGAGGUGGACAAUAUAGUAAACAUUAUUCUGCAUAUAUUUUAUUUUAUCAAAAAGAAAAACCAAUAAUGGACAUCCCACCUGUAAAAUAUCUUGAUGAUGUUAAAAACGAUGUUAUUAAAAACAAUUUAAAUCUUAUAAGUAAUUCUGUUAUAUUAUCUAAUACUGGAAUGUCUGAUUAUUUAAUUCAACAAAUGCAAUAUGUUAAUGGAGAAGAAUUAACUGAAUUUAAAGAUACUACUGUUCUUUCAAACAAAAUGGAAGAAGAGUCUAAUAAACAACAAGAAAGAGUUGAUAAACUUAAGAAAAUGGAUGGAGAAAGAAAAUAUAUAGAUGAAAGUCUUAUCAAAGACUUAGCAAAAACUUGUAUACAUUAUCAAUUAACACAUGAAACAAUGUUAUAUGGGUAUUCAAGAACUGAUCUAUUUCAAAAUGAAUUAGUAACAUUAUUAUCUAAACAUCAAAGUAUUAUCGAUGAAAUAUUAACCGAAGAAAUUACUGGAGAAACCGAUGAUGAUUUAUUACAAAAAACAAAAAUGUAUAUUACUAGUGUUAAUGCAUCAUUAACAACAAUUAAUUUCUUUGUCCGUAUGUUUGCAAAUGGAAAUAAAGACCUUUUAACAAAAUAUGCUACUUUAUUAAUUAAAUUUUUUUCUAAGUCUCAAAGAGUUGGAUCUUCCUUUCGCUGUUUAUGUCACUACAUUAGGUUGUUUUGUGAAAACCCAUUGUGCAGUGACAUAUUUACAAAACAAAUUGCUAGUGGUGUUGGUUUUAUCAUGUGUUAUACUACUCUUAGCGUUUAUUCUAGUCAAGUAAAAAAAUUACCUGAUUAUAGUAAUUUGUAUAUUCUUUUUAUGAAGUCAUUAGCACAAAAUAGUCAAACACUAAAUAAAACUAUACAAAACCAAGUUACUUCUAUUAAAUUUAAAAAAGAAACAUUAAAUUGGAUUGAAAAAUGUAAAGUUUCAGUUGAUGAUUUACCAUUGGCUAAUGCACUAACUGAACUUAUUAUUAAAACAGAACCAAAUAUUAGAGAAUCUAUUAUCAAUUUUGUUAAAGAUAUUCAAGAUUCACAAAAUCCAUUAGAACCAGUUUUAUCAAUGACAUAUAGUGAAUUAACUAAGUAUAUUAAAUUUAGUAAUGAAACUGAAGUUCAACUUUUUUAUAAUUGUCUUAUUAACGAAGUACAUGGCUAUCACUUCCCUUCAGAAAAUAUUUGUAUUUCAAAUAUUAUUAAAAAUUCAAUUCUUGUUAAUUUACAUGUCAAAUCAACUGUACGACAAAUAUUAAUUCAAUUUAUUCAAAAUAAUGAAAAGGAAGUAUAUAGGUAUGAUUAUUAUAUUCAAUUAUGGCAAUUAUUAAUUAUUCCAAAACUCCUUUUAGAACCAAAUUUAUUCAAAUUCUUAUACUUUAAUAAAAAAAAUUAUUGUUCAAAAUUGCGUUAUAGUGUUCUUACUCUUGAUAGUGCAUUAAGCUCUACUCAAUAUAUAGAAGAAGAUUUAAUAAAAAAUUUAAUUAAUUUAUAUCAAAUUAUUUUAUCAUUAAAUAAUACACCAAAACCUGAUUACAACUUACACUCAUUAUCUAUUCUUACUUAUCAUUUAGCUCAAAAACGACCAGAUUUAUUUAAUAUUUCUAUUUUAUUAAAAUAUUCAUAUCCAAAUUAUAUUGAAACACAAAUAGAAAAUAAGAAAAUUAAUAAAGAAAUUUAUCAAAAUCAAUCAGAAAUUUUAAAAUAUGUUAUUACCUAUAUUUGUGAACAUAAACGAGAAGACCUUAUUAAAGUUAUAAAAGAUAAAUCAUUUGAUUCAUUAAUGAAUGAAUUACUAACUAAUUCAACAUAUGAUGAUGAAAGUACAAAUUAUUUAAUUAAUAUGAUAUUUUCUAAUAAUGAAGAAGAAGUAUUAUUUGAUUUUAUUGAACAUUUUACUAUUGCAUCAUUAGUGCCUAUAAAAGAACGUGUUGAACUGAUGGUCAAUUUAAUAUUUAAAGAUGAUGAAAGUAUUAAACGAUUUGGUAAUAAACAUUCUAUCAACAAAUUAAUUUUAUUAUGUAGUCAAAAAGUUUGUAUGCCACAAAUCCUUAAAAUACUUAUUCCUUAUUUACCAAUUCAAAAAGAAUCUUUAAGUAUUUGUAGAGAUAUAUUAGAUAAAUUUACUAAUCCAAAUAAAGAAAACAUUCAUAUAAUCAAAAGUUUACUCAUUAAAAUUAAUAAUAUUCUUGAAACAGUUGAUAAAAAUACAAAUUCGAUUACGUACUUUACUGCUUUUAUUACUAGUACAAUUAUUAAAGUAUCUAAAACCGAAAAGUUUAAGGAAAUUGAAGAAGAAGUAUUUAAACUAUUAACAAAUUUUGAAAAUAAAGAUGGAAACUUCCAACAACUAGUUGCUUUAUUACUCAUUUCAGUAUCCUUUAUUAAAGAAGACUUUUUAAAAGUACUUCAUUUCUUAUUAGUUAAAAAGAAAUUACCAACUAAACCAGAAAAUGCUGAAGCUAUUGGUAAUAUUAUUUGUGAAAAUCCAGAAAAUAUUAUAUUAAGAAAUGAAAUUGUUGAGUAUAUCAACUCCAAUAAUAAAUCUAUUUAA